This is a messenger RNA of Peronospora matthiolae, 3918 nucleotides long. Lineage: Eukaryota; Oomycota; Peronosporomycetes; Peronosporales; Peronosporaceae. The record is from the annotation of a GenBank genome assembly.
AUGUCGGACAGCGACGACGACGCCGUGACGGUUGUCCAGAAGCGGCCAGCAGACGCACACCACCAAGUCAACGACCAAGAGGCUGCGCAGACGCGCUCUGGCAAAGAAACCGACGACGACGAGCAACAAGAAGAAGAAGACGGGGAGACUGUGGGGCGUGGGGGUCGAAUCGACGCUUUUUUUCAGCGCAGUAGCCCUCGCACGCGCCGCUCGGCGUCCCAAUUGACCGACGAAGCCCUUGAGAAGCCGUUGAAGCGCAAGGCCACGCAGUCGGAGCGCAGCAAGCGCUGGAACCGGCGACGGAAGAUCGCUCAAGUGAUGGACGAAGCGGAUCUGGACGCGAGUACGCGUAAGGCCCGUGAAGCAGAGGCGAAGCGAGCCGAGAAGAUUGAAGCGAUACUGGGGGGGUUCUCCACCUUGUCGGAGGAUCAAUUGGCGGUGGCGUCGGAUAAGAAGAAGGGGGAAAAGGGAGAAGAUAAAGAAGAAGAUGAGGGAGCAGAAGAAGGAGAGGCGGAGAAGAAACAGUUGUGUCUGAAUCAAGCCACUGGCGAGGGGGCAGUACCCACAGGUGCAGAAGGGACGGAAGACGCGCCUGUGUUUGUCUACACGGACUUGGUGAAGAAGCUCAAGCCGCACCAGGUUAUUGGCGCGAGGUUCCUCUGGAGUCAUGUGGCGGUCGAACCUGAAGGGUUUGGCUGUGUCUUGGCGGACUUUAUGGGUCUUGGGAAGACGUUGCAGGUCAUUACGACAGCUCAGGCGUUUCUGUCGAAGCAGACGCUUGAUACAGAUGGAAAGUUGAAGCAGCGUCAUAAACAUGUGCUGAUUCUUGCUCCGACGAUUUGUGUGAGGAAUUGGGAAGCCGAGAUUGUCAAGUGGCUGGGCAAGAACGAGACGAGACGUCUGGGACUGUUUACGCUCGAGUCGGGUCGAGAAAAGAAAAUGUGUGAUCGUGUUGCUGUUGUGAAGAAAUGGCACAAACGCGGCGGAAUUUUGAUCAUGGGAUACGAGCUGUACCGUCUGUUAGUAUUGCAGUCGAGCGGUGACGAGAAGAUUGCAGCGGGGAAUCAAAAGUACGCGCAUUUGAUCAAACAGGUGUACGCGUGCUUGGGCAAUCCGGGACCCGAUCUGAUUGUGCUGGAUGAAGGUCAUCGUGUACGCAAUCAUAGGUCCAAGAUGGUAAAGGCGCUCGCUCACGUCAAAACUACUCGACGUAUCAUCUUGACGGGAUACCCAUUACAAAAUCACUUGGAGGAAUAUUGGACAAUGGUCAACUUCGCUCGCCCCGACUAUCUUGGUUCCUUGGAAGAGUUUAAAAAUCGUUACGUGGCCCCUAUUACGAACGGUCAAUGCAUUGACAGCUCUGAAGCCGACCUGCGGCUGGCUCGGCACCGAGCAUUCGUUUUGACGCGGGAGCUGAAGGCUUUCGUGCUGCGUCGAGACCAACAGUACCUUUUUAAGCAGUUGCCGCCUAAGAAAGAGUAUGUGCUAAUGUGCAAACUGACUGACGCCCAAGCACAGUUAUAUCGAGAGUUUUUGAAACAGGGUGUUCCGACUCGUGGCGACUCCGAGCAGGUGGACGUUCUCGGUGGCUACCAUAUUGCACUAGCUAUUUCGAACCACCCCGACGUCAUAUGUGAAACGUACAAGAAGCUUGAGAAAGAGGAGCAUAACGGAGCUUGUCGGAAAUCAAAACGUCAUGGCGUCUUGGACAUUUUUGGGAUUGAAGAUGGCGGAAACGAUUUUGAUCCAUACAAUAGUGGCCCGAGUCACGUUGCUACCAGGUCCAGUACAUCUGAAACUUUUUUACUAGCGAAGUCGCACGGUCUGCGCGACAUCGACGCCGACAUUAAUGCCAAUGAAGUUGAAGACGGUGAGUCCGCGCUUCCUAUUACGGUAAAGUUGGGUAGCACGGCUGUGCCAAAGCCCAAGCGGACACCUGCUGCGAGAUGUCAUCGUUUGAAAUUUGCUCGGCAUUUUAUGGAAGAUUAUGUCCCGAAUCAGCUUGAAUCGAGCGGCAAGAUGAUGAUUCUCAUGGAACUUUUGUCAGUGUGUCAGAGCGUCGGCGACCGCGUGAUCAUAUUCUCGCAGAGUAUUCCUACACUGGAUUCUAUUGGAGCAGCAAUUUCUAAGCACAACAGGCAUCAACGCCGCCACGCAAAACGCUUUAGUUUUUUGCGUAUUGACGGAAGUACGACCCAGUCAGACAGAUUUCGUCAGAUCGCUCAGUUUAAUGAUCCUGAAGAGGACGUCGACCUAAUAAUGAUCUCGACAAAAGCAGGCGGGGAAGGGAUCAACCUUUGCGCUGGAAACCGGAUCAUAAUAUUUGACGUGUGCUGGAACCCAUGUAACGACUCUCAGUCUAUGUGCCGGUCGUACCGUUUUGGCCAAACUAAGCCCGUAUUCGUGUACCGUUUUGUGACGAUGGGAACGAUGGAAAAGAAGGUAUAUGACUUGCAAAUUCGCAAAGAAGGCGUAGCGAAGCGUAUUGUGGACGAAAAGGCGACCGAGAGAAAGUUUAUGUCGUCUGAACUACAGAAGUACUUUAACAUUAAGGAAUUUGAGGAUUCUUUGUUGUACGCCCAAGGAAAGGUAGCGGUCGACGAAGAAGUAGCGAUUAAGCCUAUUCCACAUGAAGAUUCUGUGCUUGUGGACGUCUUGGCUAAAAUGGGAGGCAUAGCUACUUCUGGUGCUACAACAGUCCUCAACGAUGGAGAAAGUACCGCUGCAGAAGUGGUAGAUAAUAGGAGAUGUAUCAUCGAUUGGUUUGAGCAAGAAACAAUGUUUGAGGAAGAUUUGGAUCAACAGUGUACGCCCGCCGAGCAGAAAGAAAUUUUGGAGAGCUAUACUUACUUUAAAGCGGUGAAAAGACUUCGCAGUGCAGGAGCACAUCUCAUUAAUCGCGAGGGAUUGCUAGUAAAAAAUUGCGGCUAUUGUCGUGCGUUGAACGAGAUCUUCCCGACGUCGACCACGACCGUUCCGAUUCCUUCGAGAAUAGAGUGCAUAUAUUGCAAGCGUUCCAUGGAAACUGCAGGUGCAGCCCCGCCGGUCCAAAAUGUGACCACUACGUAUCCUGUCAUGAGACAGUUUCCUAGGGUCCCGAUUCUCAUACCAGGGACUACGCUACCUACCACAGCAGCUUUACCAGCAGCCUCGACACGUCCGUUCGCGCUAGCUGCUGGAGCUAAUGUGGGUCGAAUUUUGCCACCUCAUAUGCAAGCAAUAUUUGAACAGCAAAAGAGAGACGACAAGGCGACUGAGGAAAAACGGACCCAGCUGAUUGCCCAACAAAAGGUUGAGCAGCAACGAUUGCAGUUUGAGCGCAAACAAGCUGAGAUGGCAGCAGCAGUACGAAAGCAGGAGCGAUUAGCCAUGAAGCUAAAAGACCGUCAUCUUCUUAUUCUUCGGCGAGGUAUUAAGGGCUGUCAAGAUCUCAAGCGAAAGGCCGAGGAUUGUGGUGCCACUUUGGCGAUUGAGGUCAAUUCACAGCUGACGGAUAUUGUUAGUGGGAUGAGCCGAGAAGAGACGCUUAAGUGGCUGAAGCUGAGCAAGCUCGCAGGCGACGUGGAACUCCAUGACGACACGUGGCUACGGAAUGAAAUUGCAAAAGAGAAAGGUUUGCCAUUGAUUUCCGACGAACCGUACAUGGACGCAACCUCGGAGUCCCGACCUGCCGCCGCAGCUGUUACUGCUGUUCAUGCUAAGGCUCCCAUUGCCAGUACUCCUACUCCUACGUUCACAACAACAAACAACGAAAGUCCACAGACCACAGCGGACAGCAGCAGUGAUUGCAUCGAGCUUAUGGAAUCUGACGGUGAAGUCAACUCCAAGGCAAAGACGAAUGUUAGCGAUGGCGCAGCAGCAAAUGCCGAUGAUACAGAGACCACCGCCCCUGUAGCUGACGUAAUCGAGAUCUUGUAG